Molecule: messenger RNA, 1215 nt
Organism: Lotus japonicus
Lineage: Eukaryota; Viridiplantae; Streptophyta; Magnoliopsida; Fabales; Fabaceae
Product: glyoxylate/hydroxypyruvate reductase HPR3-like
Exons: 2
Coding region: 77-1048 (323 amino acids)
Cellular component (GO): cytosol
Molecular function (GO): NAD binding; hydroxypyruvate reductase [NAD(P)H] activity; glyoxylate reductase (NADPH) activity
Source: RefSeq, a predicted model, not a curated record
UAAAAAAUAAAGGAGUGAACAAGUAGUAUGCACUGUCAUUCACAUUCAGUCAUUCCUUCUUCUUCACCAUCCAUCAAUGGCAGUUCAAAACCACCACUCCAGCAGCAGCACUGAACACCUCCCAAAAGUCCUCCUCUACGGUCCCCCAUCACUCUCCUCCAUCAUCAAACCCCACCCUUCUCACAAUUUCCAAAUCCUAAACCAAUUCUUACCCACCCACGCCUCCUCCAUCCACGCCGUCGUUACCACCGACGUCAGCUUCCUCGUCAAUGCCGAUCUCAUCGGACUUCUCCCCUCACUCCGUCUCGUCGUCACUGGCAGCGCCGGAACUGAUCACGUUGACCUCUCCGAGUGCCGCCGCCGUGGAAUCCAGGUCGCCUCCGCCGGGAACCUCUACUCCGAUGAUGUCGCCGACUUGGCCGUGGCUUUGCUGAUCGACGUCACGUGGAAAAUCUCCGCCGCCGAUACAAAUUUCAGAAGACGGCUUCAGCCUCCGUCAUGGGAUUUUCCAUCUUCUUCUAAGUUGGCUGGAAAAAAAGUUGGAAUUGUUGGCUUGGGAAAAAUUGGCUUGGAAGUGGCAAAGAGGCUUGAGGCGUUUGGUUGCACUAUAUUAUACAACUCCAGGAACAAAAAACCAUUUGUUUCAUACCCUUUCUAUUCUAGUGUUGUUGAGCUUGCUUCUAACAGCAAUGUGCUUGUUCUCUGUUGUGACCUAAACGACCAAACAAAGCACAUUAUCAACAGAGAAGCUAUGUUGGCACUGGGAAAAGAAGGAAUUAUAGUGAAUGUUGGAAGAGGAUCUCUUAUAGAUGAAAGGGAAUUGUUGAAAUGUUUGAUGGAAGGGGAGAUUAGAGGUGCUGGUUUGGAUGUGUUUGAGAAUGAGCCUCAAGUUCCUAAAGAGUUCUUCUCCUUGGACAAUGUAGUCCUAUCACCACAUGCUGCUGUGUUAACUUUUGAGUCUCUCAUUGGUAUCAGCCAACUUAUGGAGCGCAAUUUGCAAGCUUUCUUUUCAAACAAGCCUCUGCUUACUCCCGUCAAAUUUGAUUGAAUUGUUUCUUCGCAUUUUUAUCUCACCCUUUUCUUGAAUCCUUCUCAAAUAAAUUAUUUUACUUUGUUUGAGAAAACAUGUUAGGUUAUGUACAAUAUGCUUUGUGAAAUUUUUGGUGCUUCUUUUUGUCACCCUUUCUAUUCAACCGUGUAUCCUGUUUAUGCUAA